AUGGAGCCAUUAACUUGUUACUACACCAGACUGGUCGGUAUGAUUCUGUUUUUUCUUGGCAUAGUCUUUCUACUAACAUCCGCAUCCGUUAAGUACGACCAUAAUUCGACUGAGCAUGGUGAUGGCCGUGUUAAACAAGCUCACUGCAGCUUCUCCAGAGAAGCUAGAAGAAUAGGCCUAGAAAAAUACCUUCAAAAGGUUCUUAACACAUAUUACGAGCUUCAUCCGCAAGACUUGGUUUAUAGGCCUGGAGGUGUAACAACAGAGGAACUAAAUGCAAAAUUUAGACCAUACGAUCCAGAUCCAAAACAUUUGAAGCGAAUCUCCGAUGUAGCGCGAGAGCUUCUAAAGCAACUCAACGCUCUUCGUGUUAAUAAAGGGCUAUUAAAACUUCGCGAGAAAAAGGCGCUUGCUCAAGUUAAACACUAUCUUGUAAACAAUUUCGGAACGCCUUAUAAUGGAGACUAUUACGCGGGCGAUUUUCUUAUGGGACCCAAUCUGUUUUGCUGGCAGCCUAUAUGCGAUGUGGGUUAUUCUGAUAUCCGGUAUGGUUUGAGUAAUUUACGCAUUAAAAACUUGAAGGAUGUUCAGUUGGUGAUCAGUAAAAUGAAACUUGUUGAAAAGACGUUCGCGCAGUACAUCCAUAAUCUGAAACUUGGUAUUAGAGCUGGAAUGGUGCGAUCAACUGAAGAAUGUGUUGCUGGCAUAAAUUCAUUUCAACGAAGCUAUUUUCAAGUGUUUCUUAAGGGGGAAAAAGGUAUGUAUUGUGAAAUCCCGAUGGAAGUUGAUACAACAACAAAAAAAAAACCGGUACUAAAAAAUUGUUCGUAUCCGCCUCUGAUAUAUAUGAGAUAAGUGUGUGUGUUCUUCGCUUCAAUUGCAGGAUUGAGUGUUCCGUUUGAUAGGUUCAUUUGAUUGCCAGUUUUUCUUUCCUCAUAAUGUAACUGAUGGGCAGUCUGCAGGCUAGUUUCGUAAACACAAUAGACUGCAAAACAGUCGGGUUUUUUUUGUCUCAAAAUCGGUUUUGCAAGGUGCGAAGCGAAAGCGUGAUAUCCUUGCGCAAAGCGCGCGAGCUCCUUUGAGGGCUCUCGCACGCGUUCUCCUACGCGAAAAUGCAGGCUGGUUCAGUUUGUGAAUAACAAACGUUAACAAAAUGUUCUUGAGAGACAGUUGGAGAACGCGUCAGUGAGUCGUGAAAGGCAAGAGAGAAUUUGGUCCACUCUUAAUGUAUGUGUAGCUUUUCUCGGAUUGUCCGAAGAAAGAGCGUCUUUGCUUCCACUACAGGUAAAGUAGCGAAGAUGGCAGUCGUAAGACGCUUAGCACAGCCACAGUCUGUAAUCAUUUGCGGUCAAGAGGAAGGUUAUCUUUCCUGGUCUUCUUCAGUCACAGUAUCACUGCAGUGA
Molecule: messenger RNA, 1403 nt
Organism: Porites evermanni
Lineage: Eukaryota; Metazoa; Cnidaria; Anthozoa; Scleractinia; Poritidae
Source: the annotation of a GenBank genome assembly